This is a messenger RNA of Nyctereutes procyonoides (raccoon dog), 2505 nucleotides long. RefSeq names its product G protein-coupled receptor 27 (gene GPR27). NCBI's taxonomy places the organism in Eukaryota, Metazoa, Chordata, Mammalia, Carnivora, Canidae. Gene Ontology annotation, biological process: G protein-coupled receptor signaling pathway. Bases 1 to 1152 code for a protein of 383 amino acids. Gene Ontology annotation, molecular function: G protein-coupled receptor activity. The record is from RefSeq and is a predicted model, not a curated record. The transcript has a single exon. Gene Ontology annotation, cellular component: plasma membrane.
AUGGCGAACGCCAGCGAGCCGGGCGGCGGCGGCGGCGUUGGCGGCGGCGGCGAGGCGGCCGCCCUGGGCCUCAAGCUGGCCACGCUCAGCCUGCUGCUGUGCGUGAGCCUGGCGGGCAACGUGCUGUUCGCGCUGCUGAUCGUGCGGGAGCGCAGCCUGCACCGCGCCCCGUACUACCUGCUGCUCGACCUGUGCCUGGCCGACGGGCUGCGCGCGCUCGCCUGCCUCCCGGCCGUCAUGCUGGCGGCGAGGCGCGCGGCGGCCGCGGCGGGGGCGCCGCCGGGCGCGCUGGGCUGCAAGCUGCUGGCCUUCCUGGCCGCGCUCUUCUGCUUCCACGCCGCCUUCCUGCUGCUGGGCGUGGGCGUCACCCGCUACCUGGCCAUCGCGCACCACCGCUUCUACGCCGAGCGCCUGGCCGGCUGGCCGUGCGCCGCGAUGCUGGUGUGCGCCGCCUGGGCGCUGGCGCUGGCCGCGGCCUUCCCGCCCGUGCUGGACGGCGGCGGCGGCGGCGGCGGCGACGACGAGGACGCGCCCUGCGCCCUGGAGCAGCGGCCCGACGGCGCCCCGGGCGCGCUCGGCUUCCUGCUGCUGCUGGCCGUGGUGGUGGGCGCCACGCACCUGGUCUACCUCCGCCUGCUCUUCUUCAUCCACGACCGCCGCAAGAUGCGGCCCGCGCGCCUCGUGCCCGCCGUCAGCCACGACUGGACCUUCCACGGCCCCGGCGCCACCGGCCAGGCGGCCGCCAACUGGACGGCGGGCUUCGGCCGCGGCCCCACGCCGCCCGCGCUCGUGGGCAUCCGCCCCGCGGGGCCCGGCCGCGGCGCGCGCCGCCUCCUCGUGCUGGAGGAGUUCAAGACCGAGAAGAGGCUGUGCAAGAUGUUCUACGCCGUCACCCUGCUCUUCCUGCUGCUCUGGGGGCCCUACGUCGUGGCCAGCUACCUGCGGGUCUUGGUGCGGCCCGGCGCCGUCCCCCAGGCCUACCUGACGGCCUCCGUGUGGCUCACCUUCGCCCAGGCCGGCAUCAACCCCGUCGUGUGCUUCCUCUUCAACAGGGAGCUGAGGGACUGCUUCAGGGCCCAGUUCCCCUGCUGCCAGAGCCCGCAGACCACCCAGGCCACCCUCCCCUGCGAUUUGAAAGGCAUCGGCUUAUGAAAGGGGGUGUCCCUCCCUCCCUCCCUCCCUCCCUCCACCCACCCACCCACCCCGCCUUUCCCUUUUGGCUCGGACCGUGAUGUCGUUGCUCCCUCUUCUAGCCCCCUUAAUUAAUUUUCUAAGCUGCCUUCAAAAUGACUCUCCAAAGUGCAUAAGCACUUGGACUGUACAGACUACUUUUUUUUCGGGGGGGGGGUGGACUGGGGGGAGGGAUGGGUUUCAAUGUUCCAGCCCCACCCCAGCUCCGUGCAUUUGUCUUACUAAGUAUAUUUUCAUCCUGACAAUAGGCCUUGGAGUCUUUGUACUGGUACUGACGUCCUUUAUUCCAUGUGUUUCCCACACACACCCCCCUUUUUUCUUUUUUCUUUUUUCUUUUUUUCUUUUCUUUCUUUCUUUUCUUUCUUUCUUUCCUUUUUUUUUUUUUAAAUAAAGGCUAAACUAAUUUUCUUCAUGCAACGUUUCCUAAAGACCAUGGCCAGUUUUCUACAGAAGCUAUUUUUGACAACCUCAAGUGGCAUUACAUUUUGCAGUGAAGUAGAGGAACCUAGGCGGGACUUCACGAGUUCGAUUUCUUGAGGGUCUUCUGUUGGAAAGCAGGAGGAAGGGGGGAGAUUGUCUUGAGUUUCCUCUGAGUUGCCAGCGGCCGUGGAGUCAGGUCUGGUACUUUGAAAGUGUCGAAAACUUUGUUCGGUAAUUGAUGAUGAACUUAAAGAGCAGAAAUGGGAGUGUAAAGUAGCAAGGCAGUGUUUCUAAAGCAGUAACAGGAUUUGUUUCCUACCUUACUUUCUACUACUAUAAAAUACACAUCAACAACUGCUCUCUGUAUUAUACCAAUCUUGAGUGGAAACAUUUCUGUAAAAUUGUAACUUUUAAAAGAGUAAAAGUGUUUUGGUUAGUGAUGGUGUGGAGAAAAUACAGUAUUGCAUGUUUUUGUACUGAUUGUGGUUCACGGAAUGGGAAGGCUCUGAGAAGCAGAGUACUAAAUCAGAAUUGCUUAGGUAUUUUUUUUGCCAAUGAAAAUUAAAAUACAUUUAUGGAAACAGCUUGUGCUUUGAGAAGCCCAGUUUUGUUGUCUUAAGAAACUAAUUUCCACUUUGAAAAGUGUUCUUUUGUUCAUGGUAUAAAUGAAUGGAAUAUAAUGAUACUCUACUUCUACAAGACAAAGCAUUUCCUUAAAAUGUUUGCUAGGUUAAGCUGUGCUGUUCAUCUGAUGGAUAUUUUAAAUUAAUAAUGACAACCAUAAUUUUAAAUAUUUGUUAGACACAUUGUAAUCUUAAAUGGAAAGACUAAAUUCUGCAAGUACUGUAUAAUAUUUUUUGCUUAUGAUGCUACAUUUUUAUUAAUGUACCUUCC